Carassius auratus (goldfish) is the source of this 1285-nucleotide messenger RNA. RefSeq lists its product as uncharacterized. The record is from RefSeq and is a predicted model, not a curated record. Bases 127 to 798 code for a protein of 223 amino acids. Gene Ontology annotation, molecular function: nucleic acid binding. The transcript has 2 exons. NCBI's taxonomy places the organism in Eukaryota, Metazoa, Chordata, Actinopteri, Cypriniformes, Cyprinidae.
UCAGAUGCCUUUAUUAAUGCUCUGCGUUCAUUCAUCGCCAUUCGUGGAUCAGUAAGGCAGAUAAGGUGUGAUCAAGGGACAAACUUUGUUGGAGCAAGGCGUGAGUUCAUUGAAGCAUUUAAACAGAUGGAUCAAGAGGAGCUCAAAGAUUUGGGGUGCGAGUUCGUCAUGAACAGCCCGGCCUCAAGUCAUAUGGGUGGGGUCUGGGAAAGACAGAUCCGCACUAUCAGAAGUGUCCUGGCGUCUAUUCUACAACAGUCGUCCAGACAACUUGACUCCUCUUCCCUACGAACAUUUCUAUAUGAGGCCAUGGCGGUUGUGAAUAGCAGACCUCUAACCACUGAUCAUUUGAAUGAUUCUACUAGUCCAGAGCCCUUGACACCAAACCACAUCUUGACCAUGAAAUCCACAAUCAUUCUCCCUCCUCCUGGAAAGUUUGUCAAGGAGGAUCUCUACCUCCGCAAAAGAUGGCGCAGAGUUCAACUUUUAACCAACAACUUUUGGGUACGAUGGAGAAAGGAGUACCUCUUAAAUCUCCAACACAGACAGAAGUGGACCAAAAAUCGCAGAAAUGCAAAGGUCGGAGAAAUUGUUUUGUUGCAAGAUGCGGCUACUCCACGAAACCAAUGGAAGCUAGCAAGAGUCAUCGAGGUGUAUCCUGGAAGCGAUGAAAGAGUGAGGAGACUCAAGUUACUCAUCAGUGACUCCUCCCUGGAUGGAAGAGGAAAGCGUACAUCCAAACCUGUUUACCUGGAGAGACCCAUUCAGAAAACAGUUACAUUGGUAGAAGCAGACUGAUGGUUCUAUCAUACACUCAAACACAGUUUAUUAGUUGUUUAUUAGGAUUGAGUUCAUUUACUUUAUUCAUGCAAUAUGUUUGUCUCCAAGUUUAAGAAAUCACUUUUGAUUUGGUGGGAGUGUAACUGCCUGAUGCCAGUUUAUUUCUGUAUUAGCACUUUUACUAUUCUGUUGUUUCUGUAUUUGAAUGUUAACAGCAAGACGGAACUAAUUAUUGGUUCCGCCCGGAGGUUUCCGGCCGGGCGCUUUUGAGCGACGCACUGAGAAAAACUUUACGGCGAAAGAGACUGAUUAUUCCGCUGUUGUAGUGUUUAAGUGGAUAAAUUUACAAGAAAAUAGACAGAAGAUGAUACGGGAGAUCUGAAAGGAUGUUUAGCACCUCUUUGUGAUAAGCAGCAAUGAGUUCUCACGGGUUGACCAACAUUAAAGCCCUGUAUUUUAACCAAGACCUCUUGCCUCAUGCCUGUCACUGGGGGAGCUACACUUA